UUAAUUCAAAUAAAAGUAUUAAUUUCCAUUAAUGCGCGGUCGCGUCGUCGCGGAGGUUCUCCCCUAUGUAGCCUCCCGUCGGUACAUCAUGGCGGCGAUGGAGACUAUCGAAGAGGUCGAUUACAAAGAAGAAUUUGUAUUUGUUGACGAAUAUUUCCCUAUUGAUUUGCACGAGGAAGUUGUCAUUGCAGAAACAUUGGAUACUACUGAUGUGGUAACUGAACAAAGAGAAGAUCAUGAAGAAAUCAUCCAUGCAACAAAUAGUAUUUUACCUGAGGGGUAUGAUCCACUUGACCCCAAUCAAUGGGCACAGGAAGAAGUUAUCAUUGAAUCUUCUGAUACCUUUAUCAAACAAGAGGUUAUUGAAGAAGAAGAGCAGGAACAAGCUCAUGUCUAUGAAUGCUAUAAAUGUGCCAGAAGGUUCAACUUUAAGGACAAAUUGUUCAAACAUAUGAAACUCCAUCACGCUCGAGGAGAUGAUGUCAUGAUAGAAAGAGAUGGUAAAAGAAUUUGGACAUGCACACAGUGUGAUAAAACAUUUAUAUCUCGAAAGGGUUCCAUAAUACAUCAAAGGACACAUACUGGAGAGAGACCAUAUUCGUGCAGCGUUUGUCAGAAACGUUUUAUUGACAGUAGUACUCUGAUGAAACAUCAAGUAAUUCAUCAAGCUGUUCGACCGUUCAGUUGUGUCAUUUGCCACCGAGGUUUUAAUCAAAAGGUGGCUUUACAGCGUCAUGAAAGAACACAUGGGCAGCUUCAGCCAACUUUUAGAUGUAAAUAUUGUCCCAAAACUUUUCUAGUCUCCAGUAGUUUGCAAGCCCAUGAAAAAAUCCAUUCUGGUAUCAAGCCAUAUACUUGCCAAUAUUGUCCAUCACGGUUCCAUACCUCUACUGCUCAAAGGCAGCACGAAAGGGUACAUACCAAUGAACGCCCAUAUGCUUGUAAUUACUGUCCGAAAGCGUUUAAAGAUUCUGGAACCUUAUUUAAACAUCAGGUUAUACAUUCUGGUAUUCGUCCGUUUGUUUGUCCUAUUUGUUCCCAAGGCUUUACUCAGAAAGUAGCUUUAAGGAAACAUAUAAGAUCACAUGUCUCAAGGCAUGUUGGAAAUAAUUGUGAAGUUUGUGAUAAUGUUUACUUCAAUAAAGAUGAGCUUUGCAGUCAUAUAGAAGAGCAUAUAGAGCAACACCCAAGCCUUACUCAGGUAAAAUCCAUGGCAACUUCGUCCAUAAGAGUCAAACAGCAGCCAGUUAGUAGUCCCGAGCCUCAAGAACCAGAAGUAAAAGAAAGUGGAGAUUUAAGUGAUUUGGCUACUCUAUGUGAUGUUGCAAUAUCUACUGCUGGUGACCUUGCACACACUUAUCCUUGCCUUCAUUGUGGAAUGAGUUUUCGUCGCAAAAAAUCUCUGGAUUCUCAUCUUUCUAUUCACAGAACUACUUGUAAGUAUUGUGAUCGUCCCUUUCCUGACAAAAUAUCUCUUGAAACACAUGAAAGGAGAUUAUGUGCCGAAUCUACUCCUCCUCAACAAAAUGAAGACAAACUUGUUCCUGUUGUUAGAGAGCAGUACCUUAAACAUCCCAAGAGGUUUUUCUACUGUGAACGCUGUGAUAAAACAUUCAGUUCUCGUAAUGGAUAUAUCAUACACCAGCGUAGUCAUACUGGUGAACGUCCAUACCCAUGCCGGUGGUGUGAAAAGGCUUUCGGUGAUUCAGCUACUAGACAUAAACAUGAACGCAUACACACCGGAGAAAGGCCAUUUAAAUGUUCUCGUUGUCCUAGAGCUUUUAAUCAGAGGGCAGCGCUUAGGGCACACCAGGUAACACAUACUGUAGACAGAGCUUUUCUUUGCAAAUAUUGUCCCUCUAGUUUCCCCUAUUUUGCAACUUUAAAAAGACAUCAGCAAGCGUGCCACAAUGAAAUUGCUUGUCCUCUCUGUAGUAUUUCAACGAAUGAUACGAAAAAGUUACAAGCCCAUGUUGUAAAUAAACAUGUGAAUAUGGUUAAUGGCAGUAUAUCCUGUGUUCUUUGUGAAACAGGAAUGUUUACUGAUCCUGAUGAAUAUAGUGAACACAUUGUUUGGCAUGGAAAACAACAAGCAUCCAACGCAAACAAACCAAGGACACCCACAAGAAGAAGACAAGUCCUUAGGAAGAAACCUAUCAAGGAAGAAGUGGAAGAAGAACCUGUAGAACAAGUCAUCGAGCAAACCAUCGUUACGGAUGACUUUCCAAUAGUUGAAGGAGAUUAUACUUGUGAUAUGUGUGGAAUAAUGUACCAGGAUAAAGAUCAGUUAAAAGAGCACAUUCCUAUUCACUUUUAAAUAAUCUAUGUUACUGAUUAUAGAUUCGAUAAAAGUUUCACAAUCAUCACGCUUCCAUCAGUGCUUGAUCUUUUAUUGGUUUUUAUAUCAAAUCUUAGUGCCUUAUCUUUCCUCCAGAAAGGCUCUGUUACCAAAAAUUAUAAACUAAGAAAAAUACUUAAAUUUGAAAACUUUUAUAUUGCAAGUAUGAUUUCAAAUAACAAUCAUAUGUUAUUGUAAUUUUUAAUAUCACUGAAUUUGACCCUUUCUAUUUAAUGUAGGAAGUAGGUCCAAUGGAUUGAUGUUCUUGUAUGUUUUUUUUGAGUAUAUAAUUAAUAACUUACAUAAGUUGUGUAAAUUUUAUAAAUUGUAUAUUAUUGCUAUUUAAUAAUAAAAUUAUUAAAAUCUACUUAUUUUUAUUGGCAUGUUUAGUGUAUCAGAUGCUUUUUUCGAGAAAAGCUAUAUUUGUAAAUUAUUUUAAGUAGGUAGCUAAACUUAUUUUAGUUCGACUUCUGAUUAUGUAUGUAGAAUAUUUAUACAAAUAAAAUUCUACAAUUUAGUAGCUAAUGUAAAUAAAAGUAUAUUAUUAGUAUAGAUUGUAUAUUUCAUCAGUGGACAAAUUUUUAGUUAAAUUAAGUAAAAUUAAAAAAAAUAAAAUAGUAUAUAAUAUAUAAAUUUCCUUCUAAAUAUUGAUGUCAAUAAAAUUUAAAUAUGAUUUUAGUGUGAUUGUUUACCCUUAAUUUGCCCAUAUGAUUAUUUUUGGAAAUCACUAAAAUUAUGAGUAGGCACAGUUAUUUUUGGUUUUUCAAUUCACAUAUUUAAAUUAAAAAGGUUUAUGUCUCAAAAGGUCAUAUAAUGGAUGGCGACGGUAUUGAAAAAGAGUACGGAUUUGCAGUAUACAUCAAUCCGAACCGAGAAAAGUUAGAAUCGAAACGAGACCUUGAUGUCGGAAUCCUAGAAGAUGUUAUCCGUAACCUGAAACCUAUUGGCCCUUGGAGAGUUUCGAAAACAUGGUGCGGACUUCUUGCAGCUUUUUGUAUGGAGAGCGACGCUUUGGAUCUCUUAAAUACCCCUCUUAAAGGAACGUUUGGGUCAUCUGUCCAGCUAGCCAAAUUUUGUAAUAAAGAUGUGAGGAGCAAACAGGUAUUACUUCUGAGGGAUGUCCCUUGGGCGGUGCCUCUUCUGGAAAUAAAAGCUACCCUCGAGAAGCAAGGGAUCUUUCCCCUUUCCAUUGAACGUUUAAGACAGAAUAUUAAAAUAGAAGUGUCAGAUACUGCACAUUAUGACACACUCUUGAGAAAUGGACUUGACUUCUUUGGGGUUACGAGAUUUUCCGCUGUUCCUGAGAGAUGGCGGAGACCAGCAACAGAUUUACCCCCCGACUCAGUUAUACAAUGUUAUAGAUGUCAGAACUUCUGGCACAUCGCAGCGCAUUGCAACUUGCCGGCCAGGUGCGUGCGGUGCGGAGGACCCCACUCGGUGGAGACCUGCCCGCGGCCGAGGAGCGACCCGUUCUGCUGCCAGUGCGGCGGGCCCCACCAUGCCGCCUACCGCCACUGCCCCGUCAGGCUUCAGCUAUCAACUAGUCCUUUAAGUUAUCCUAUGCCUGUUGCCAAUAGCAAAGAAAUGAGUAACCUGUAAAUGUGUAUCAAAAUAUAAAGUAUUAAAACAUCCACUCAUUCGAAAUUAUUUGCGGACAUUUAUAGUUUUAUUUUUUAAAUUAAAUAUUGAGAUGUA
Molecule: messenger RNA, 4033 nt
Organism: Nezara viridula (southern green stink bug)
Lineage: Eukaryota; Metazoa; Arthropoda; Insecta; Hemiptera; Pentatomidae
Source: the annotation of a GenBank genome assembly